AUGGCCAAAGACAAUGAAUCAAAAGCACCUAGACCCUAUAGAUCACGAUACUUAGAUGACCAAUCUAUAUCUCACAGCGGUGAUUCUCACUACCCUGAAAAAGGAGACUCAUCUCUCGACAGUAAAGAUGUGAAACAAGAUGGGCCUAUACGUGAAGGCAUAGGAGAUAUCGCCAAGGAACAAGACGUGGACUUGGAAAGUCAACAACCACUGGAAAAGUUGGGAGCGGCUGGUUCUAAUACACCCCAGCAAGAUUCCAAAUUGGUAACAUGGGAUGGUCCCAAUGACCCGGAAAAACCCAAAAACUGGCCCAGCAGUAGGAAAUGGUCCGUUAUGCUCAUUGUCUCAUUGUACACUUUCAUCUCUCCCGUGUCUUCGACGAUGGUAGCGCCCGCCCUGACAUACAUUGGAGAUGACUUCAAUAUCAAAUCUGAAGUUCUUCUUGAACUCACCUUGUCUAUCUUCAUCCUAGCCUAUGCCAUCGGUCCGCUUUUCCUUGGGCCGCUUUCCGAAACAUAUGGCAGGGCUAUUGUCUUGCAACUUGCAAAUUUGUUCUACCUGGCCUUCAACAUUGGCUGUGGCUUCUCACAGUCCAAAGGGCAAAUAAUUGCUUUCCGAUUCCUUUCAGGGCUGGGUGGUAGUGUUCCGUUAGCUGUUGGUGGAGGAGUCCUCGGAGAUUGCUUUACCGCUGAAGAACGCGGCAAGGCAAUGGCUGUCUUCAGCCUGGCACCCCUUCUUGGCCCAGCUAUCGGCCCAAUUGUUGGUGGCUUCAUUUCUGAGAAUACCACUUGGCGAUGGGUGUUUUAUGCCACCUCAAUCGCAACCGGCGUCAUUCAAAUUGCAGGGCUAUUCCUUCUCCAUGAAACUUACGCCCCCCGGAUCCUCAAGGUGCGGGCGAAAAGGCUUCGCAAAAAUUCUGGCGAUCACUCGUACCAGACCGAAGAGGAACGACAGAAUAAGACUCUAUCCCAGUCUUUUCAAAUGUCGCUCGUGAGACCCUUUCGUCUUCUUUUCACGCAACCUAUUAUCCAAGUUCUUGCCCUAUACAUGGCUUAUAUUUAUGGGCUCAUGUACCUCAUGCUAUCAACUUUCCCUAGCCUGUGGACCGAUCCCAAUUAUUACGGCGAGUCCACGGGAAUUGGGGGGUUAAAUUAUAUCUCUCUUGGCUUGGGAUCUUUUCUGGGCGCCUACCUCUGCGCUUUUCUAAACGACUGCUUCUAUCGCCAUUUCAAGGCCCGAAAUAACGAUAUAGGAAAGCCUGAAUUCCGAGUACCCUUGCUCGCCGUCACCGCCAUUGUCGUUCCAGCUGGUCUCUUCAUUUACGGAUGGACAGCCCAGACCCAUCAACACUGGAUAGCCCCUAACAUCGGCACUUGUCUAUUUGCCGUGGGGAAUAUUAUAACCUUUCAGUGCAUGCAGACCUACACCGUGGAUGCAUAUACAAAAUAUGCAGCCAGCGCGAUGGCUGCAGUAUCAGUUUUACGCUCUCUAGCUGCGUUCGGAUUCCCUCUGUUUGCCCCGUACAUGUAUGAUGCCCUCGACUACGGAUGGGGUAAUAGUCUGCUGGCAUUUAUCGCGAUAGGAAUAGGGAUUCCGGCGCCCUUCCUCCUUUGGAAGUUUGGUGAGAAGCUGCGGAGAGCCAGUCCAUAUGCCACUGGCUAG
Molecule: messenger RNA, 1662 nt
Organism: Talaromyces rugulosus
Lineage: Eukaryota; Fungi; Ascomycota; Eurotiomycetes; Eurotiales; Trichocomaceae
Exons: 3
Coding region: 1-1662 (553 amino acids)
Biological process (GO): transmembrane transport
Molecular function (GO): transmembrane transporter activity
Source: RefSeq, a predicted model, not a curated record